GAUUGUCAUUACACUAAUUAUAAAAGUGCUCUCAUUGGAACUGUCCACUGCAGACGACUGAGGAGCGUAUGAAAGAGGUUGGUUAAGAAGUGUCAUCCUGUCGUCAUGGCGAUCAAGAGUGUCUGCGUCAUAAUGCUGAUGGGAUGGAUGUCCAUAUAUGGAGCUAUAGCACAUCCUCAUCAUGGAGUUAAAGAUAAAAAAUGGCAAGCCCUUGGAUGUUACAGAGACAAUGCCGACCGUGCUUUGAAAAUUCACAUGGGAAACUCGAACUCCUCAGAUCCUCUACAAAUUAUUCAAGAUUGUGAGUCAAUGGCGGAGUCUCAAGGUUUUGACUACUAUGGAGUACAACACGAUAUCGAAUGCUGGGGGUCUAAUGAUCCUAACGCUUAUGAUAAAUAUGGCUGCGCAAGCAACUGUAAAACAUUAGUUCAUGGACAUGGUCCGGGAUUUCUUGGAAUAGGAGAAAACUGGGCGAACUUUGUUUAUCACAAGAAGUCAGAAUGGUCAUCAUGCAAGUGUGCGAAGCGCCGGUAUAAACUGGUCUUGAGACGUGAUAAGCGACCAAACUGCCCAAAGUAUAACAGAAAGGUUUUUCCCAAGAAAAAUAAAUCAAAAAAAUGCCCCCCAACGACCUCAGCAUGUCCAGUUAAUGGAGGUUGGUCUAAAUUUGGGCCCUGGGGAACGUGUGAUGAGCUUUGCGGUAAUGGCGGAAAACAAAAGAGAACUCGUACCUGUACCAAUCCUGAACCUGCAGACGGUGGAAAUGACUGCGUGGGACAAGCAGAAGAAUUUCGUGACUGUAACUUUGUAAACUGCCCAAAGCCGUGCAGUUUCGAUGGCGCUCUGUUGCAGAUCUUAAAGAAACUCGACCCCGGAAUUGAACCCAACAACCAUCUUAUGACAGCGUUCGGUCAAGUAAUGGGAGUUAUGGGUAAUGCUGACCAGAUUCCACCUGACUCGGCUCCAACCAGAGAUUUCUUGAUUGGGAAAAUCAAGGCUGCACUUGAAGUGAACGGCAGAGAAGAGCAUGCUCGGAAUCUGCUGGGGGUUCUACUUGCACAACAAAAAGGCUGUCUUUAUGGGGAAGUUGUUGAUGAAGUCAAAGAUAAAAUUGGAAAUGAUGGAUUUAAGAAACUGAUCAACGCUGAUGGAAAUGUCACCCUGGCGUUUACACUAGACAUAACGUAUAGUAUGUCCAAUGUCAUCAAAGAAGCCAAGACCAUUGCUAAAGCUAUCGCUGGGUAUUCCAGGAAAUAUUCCGUUGACUACAUCCUGUCAACUUUCAGUGAAACUCUAUAUCAUUUCUUCUAUGGUCACGUAAAAAGGUUUGAUUCACACGACAAGUUUAUACAAGCUUUGGAUGACGUUAAACUGUUUGGAGGUGGUGACUGUCCUGAGCCCACAUACACUGGAAUAAUGAAAGCGAUAUCCAAAGGCUAUCCAAAACCUGGUUCCCCGAUGUACGUCUUCACAGAUGCUCCACCCAAAGACCAAAACUCGUUCACAAGAGAUCGGACCAUACAACUUGCACGUGCAAACCAAAUGCCUAUUAAUUUCCUUGUCACGGACGGGACUGGACCAUGUCAAGACCAGAUGCCUCAGCCACGAAACAGCCCUGAUUACAAAGCGAUUAUACAAGCAACUGACGGCAUUGGAUUAUGGUUUAUCAAUUCAACGUACAUGAAAAAGCUUGAGCCAAUUAUUGAAGGAGGUCUUGAUGGGACUACGACCAUUACUAGUGGGAGUUGCAGCAUUGCUGAUGGGUCCAUAAGCAAACGAGAACUGACCACUGCUAAAGAUUUUGAUGUCGAUGAUCUUGUAAGCACCAUGACAGUAACAGCCGUCGGUUCAUCUGGUAUAAGGUCAGGUGUCAAGCUUUUCAAUCCUAACGGUGUUGAACGAGAUACAGAAAUGRAMAUUGGUGAUACUGAAAAGAUUUGGGUCGUUUAUAAACCAACGGUGGGGAAAUGGACCUUCAAGCUUGAAAACGUUUUUCAGUUUAAACAUAAGGUGAUAUCGUCGACCACGCUGGAUAUUACGUUUACACCAUCAUUCUAUAAAGACGCACAAAAAAUUCCUCAUCCCCUGAUUGGAGACAGAGUCAAGACAAAAUUCGAGAUUCCGAACAAUUCUCGCCUGGACAGUUCCUCGUUGAAGUUUCAAGCCAUAAGUCCUAAUGAAAUGCAUCUAAUGACCGYCAAGGRCGWAKACUACUUUGAAUCAGCUCUACCUCAAGGAGACAACUUGAAGUUCAGGCUCAGCGGUAAAACMCUUUCCGGUUAUGAUUUCACACGGGAAUCUGAAAUAUAUUUCCCCAAGCAUGCCCUUAUGAGGUCGCUCUUGUCAUCAUGGGAKCUWUUUAUGGAAGUUGGUAAACCAUUUCAAGUUACAAUUGYACUCGACUACACYGGWCCWGGUAGCAAGACGUUCACUAUCAGAGUSAMGACUGCUCCAUCAAUCACAGUUAACAGUCCAAACUCUAUCGCGAUUGGAAGUGGUGAGAACAAASAGUUUGUUAUCGAGCUGAAAUCACAUGUCCAAGGUCUUAUUAAAGUAGCCGUUGAAGCAGAGAGUGGUGCGUUGAAGGUUAACUUAGACUUAGAGCUUCAGGCUAAUUGAAUGGAAGAUAACAGGAAAAAUACCCAUUGAAACAAGACUGGUUCAAAAUGCAUGUGAUAUUGUAAAUGAGAAUAGAGAUUAGAUAUACUGAAUAGACAUUCUAAAGAUAUUAAACGCCAGCAUUGCAAAUGAA
Molecule: messenger RNA, 2752 nt
Organism: Exaiptasia diaphana
Lineage: Eukaryota; Metazoa; Cnidaria; Anthozoa; Actiniaria; Aiptasiidae
Exons: 11
Coding region: 106-2619 (837 amino acids)
Source: RefSeq, a predicted model, not a curated record